AGAGCGUCAAGCUUCGUUUCGCUUCUUCCGGUUUCUAGCUGUCAACAUUCGGGCGGCUCAGCGCUCAGCUAGUCAGCACCGCUGCGGAGCUACGACGAUGUCGGAGCAGGGCACACUGAGGUGCUCCAGUGGCAGAAACCGCGGAGGCGUACAGAGGGUCGAAGGCAAACUGCGAGCCAGCGUGGAAAAGGGGGAUUACUAUGAAGCACACCAGAUGUAUAGGACGUUAUUUUUUAGGUACAUGUCACAGGCAAAACACAGCGAAGCCAGGGAGCUGAUGUACAAUGGCGCCCUACUCUUCUUCAGCUAUAACCAGCAAAACAGUGCCGCAGAUCUGUCCAUGCUGGUGCUUGAGGUGCUGGAGAAGUCAGACCGCAAAGUGGAAGAGGAUAUAUUAGAAAGCCUGGCCAAGCUGUUCAGUCACAUGGAUCAGAACUCUCCGGAAAGAGUAGCGUUCGUGUCUAGAGCCUUGAAAUGGUCCACGGGAGGCUCUGGCAAGUUGGGGAACCCGAAGCUACACCAGCUGCUGGCUGUCACCUUGUGGAAAGAGCAAAACUACAGCGAAUCUCGUUACCACUUCCUACAUUCGUCCGACGGGGAGGGCUGUGCACAGAUGCUGGUGGAGUAUUCGUCCUCCCGAGGUUACCGCAGCGAGGUUGACAUGUUUGUGGCCCAGGCAGUCCUACAGUUCCUCUGCCUAAAGAACAAAAACAGCGCUUCUGUGGUGUUCAGCACGUACACAGAGAAACACCCGUCCAUAGAGAGGGGUCCUCCAUUUGUUCAGCCCCUCCUUAACUUUAUCUGGUUUCUGCUGCUGGCAGUGGAUGGGGGUAAAUUAACAGUUUUCACAGUGUUAUGUGAGCAAUAUCAACCUUCCUUGAAGAGGGACCCCAUGUACAAUGAGUACCUCGACAGAAUAGGACAGCUUUUCUUUGGCAUUCCACCCAAACAAUCUCCGUCAUACGGUGGCCUCCUAGGAAACUUGCUGAACAGCCUGAUGGGAGCAGGCGAGGAGGAUGACAGUGUCGAGGAGGUCCAGGAGGACAGCAGCCCCAUCGAGCUGGAUUGAGCCACCGGUUUAGGAGGCGAAGAGCAAAAGAGAACACACACAAUAGGGAAGUCCACACCACUUCCACUAUUGGUGGAUGAGGUGAGGCGGCAGUUUUCAUACUUCCUCCUCCUCAAUAAUUUCCCUCAUCCAGUCCUAGAUCACACUGGACUGCAUCCAAAUAUUUUAUUUAAUCAUAACUCUUGUGUUUGACUCUGUUUUGAGUCUUGGUUUUGACACUCAUUGACUGCAUUAUAGACACAAAGUUCCCUUCUUUACAGUGUUGUUUUCUUACCAUGCGGUGCCAAUGUAUUCCUGUUGUCAGCAUUUGUCUGCACAUUUUUUCCUCACCCUUAAUUCAAAUGUCUUAGUAAUAAUUUAAAUUUGCCUGUUGUAGUUGAGUCAGUUUCUCAUUUGACAUUUUGUCCAUCAGUGGAAGACAAAAUGUAAUCAUCUUGCGCCUCCAAUAUCCAUUGUUGCUGGGCUGCUGGUUUCCAUCUCCAUGCGGACUUAAGUGUGGUGGUAAACGUAUAUGAGGCAAUGAGACUGCACUUUGCUUGGGCGUUUGUAGGGAAAUAAAAAAGAAGAGAAGUUGGGUGAAAUGAGAUUCAGAGAUUUUUUUCCCUUCACUAUUUAUGUCAAACAAUUCAGUUACUUAUUUUUUUGCAUGUUUGUCACACUUAAAGGUACUCCAUCAUCAAACAGAUUUAAAUAUUUCUCAUAGACAACACAAGUAAACACCAAAUGCAGUUUUAUAAUGGUUUUUAUUAUUAAGGGAGAAAAAAAAUCAAAACCUACAUGGCCCUGUGUGAAAAAGUCAUUGGCCCCCCGUUAAAACAGAACUGUUGUUUAUCAUACUUGAAUUCAAUUUCUUUAGCCACACCCAGGCCUGAUACUGCCACACCUUGUUCUCAAUUAAAGAAAUCACUUAAAUAGGACCUGCCUGACCUUAAAAGCUAGACAUCAUGCAGAGAUCUAUAGGAAUAAAUGAGAGAACAUAAUUGAGGUCUAUCUGUGGAAAAGAUUAUAAAGCCAUUUCUAAAGCUUUGGGACUCCAGCAAACCACAGUGAGAGACAUUUUCCACAAAUGGUGAAAACAUAACAGCGAUGAGCCUUUCCAGGAGUGGCCGGCCGGCCAAAAUUACCCCAUGAGCGCAGAGACGACUUAUCCAAGAGGUCUCAAAAGACCCCACUAACAACAUCCAAAGAACUGCAGGCCUCAGUUAAGGUCAGGAUGCAUGACUCCACCAUAAGAAAGGCAAAAAUGGUCCAAGACGAAAACCAUUGCUGAGCAAAAGCAACAUUAAGGCUUGUCUCAAUUUUGCCAGAAGACAUCUUGAUGAUCCCCUAGACCACAGAUGUCAAACUGGUGGCCCGGGGGCCACAUCCGGCCCGCCACGUCAUUUUAUGUGGCCCGCGAGAGUCUGGAUCGACUUUGUUUCUUAAAAAUACCAAAAUUCCAAAUUGGCUUCACUUUUAAAAAUAUUGAGAUAUUGCAAGCAUUUUUUGUUACCAACCCCCCUUUAAAAUAAAAUCGAUUGAUACUGUAGUUGAACAAACUGUUUUUACUGGCUUCUGAUUUCAAAAGUAAAUGACUGUGGAGUGCCCAAGUCAAAGUCCAGACCUGACUCCUAUUGACAUGCUGUGGCAUGACCUUAAAAAGGUGGUUCAUGCUUGAAAAUCCUCCAAUGUGGCUGAAUUACAACAAUUCUGCAAAGAUGGAUGGGCCAUAAUUCCCCCACAGCGCUGUAAGAGAUUCAUUGCAAGUUAUUGCAAACGUUUGAUUGCAGUUGUUACUGCUGAGGGUGGCCCAAGCAGUUAUUAGGUUUAGGGGACCAUCACAUUUUCACACAGGGCCAAGUAAGUUUGGAUUUUCUUUUCUCCCUUAAUAAUAAAAAACAUUUAAAAAUGGCAUUUUGUGUUUACUUGUGUUGUGUUUGACAAAUAUUUAAAUGUUUGAUUUAAGUGUGACAAACACUCCCCAAAAAAAAAAACAGGAAGCAAACACUUUUUCACAUCACUCUUCCUCUCGGAGAUGGAUCACCAGUUCAGCAUCAUUUCAGGCAUAAUUUUCAUUAGCUGGGCAGCACAGUCACCUAGUGGUCUGUCUCACAGUUCUAAAGUUCUGGGUUCGAAUCUCCACUUCGGGUACUCAGGCGGUCGGCCGACUGGUUAUAACAUCUGCCUUCUGAGGACCCGGGUUCAAAUCUGGCCUCGCCUGUGUGGAGUUUGCAUGUUCUCCCCGUGCCUGCGUGCAUUUUCUCUGGGUACUCCUGUUUCCUCCCACGCAUGGUAAGUUAUUUGAAGACUCUAAAUUGCCCGUAGAUGUGAAUUUGAAUGUGAAUGGUUGUUUGUUUACAUGUGCCCUGCGAUUGGCUGGCCAGGGUGCACCCCGCCUCUCUCCCAAAGAUAGCUGGGUUAAGUUCCGCAACACUAGUAAGAAUAAGCGGUAUGGAAUGGAUGGGUACUCCAGCUUCCUCCCACAUUCCAAAAAACAUGCAGGCCAGGUUAAUUGAAGACUCUAAAUUGUCCAUAGAUGUGAAUGAGAAUGUGAAUGGUUGUAAGUCAGCUGGGAUAGGCUUCAGGUCACCCUAUAGAAAAAGAAUGGAUGGAUCUUUAUUGGCUUUCAAGUUUAGCGGUUUUGGCUUUGGCUUGUAACACAUUGGCUCUAAACAGGCCUUAAAGUAACUGACUAAAUUAAAUUAUUUAUUAAUUUAGUUAACUUUCCAUUAUCAUUUCCACACAAAUAUGAUUGGAUAAAUGUGAUUAAAUAUGAAUUUCCUUAUUUUAAGUGGGCACUUGUACACUCAUUUUAUACAUUGUAGUGCAGUUUAAAACGAUUCAAAAGUUCAGCUAGGGCUACCAAAUCUAUGGAGUUGCUCCAAACUAUCCAUCCAUCCACCGCUUAUCCUGAAACAGUAAUGACUUGCUAUUUAACAGUAUUGUUUGAGGUGGGAGGAAAAAGCAGUGUACCAUAUUUUUCUACAGUCGUUCACUGUUGUAAAGCAGAGUCAAAAUAGUUAAAACGACUAAAAGGACAACAUUUCCAGAGACAUGAGUUGUUGUUAACUUGUUACACAGCUACCAUCUUGUCAUAAAGACAAUUGUCCUCACUGUUUUCUUGAGUUUGAAACAUGUGAACGUGUGUUUUUCUGCAAACCUGACAUCAAGAGUCACUGCUGUUGGAUUUUUUUUUUAGUUUUAAAACAAAAGGGUGGCGCUUGCCUUUCCGUGAUACACUAAGUCAAUAAACUACCGUUGAGAGGA
This is a messenger RNA of Phyllopteryx taeniolatus (common seadragon), 4315 nucleotides long. It is a transcript of the gene get4, whose product is annotated as guided entry of tail-anchored proteins factor 4. Gene Ontology annotation, biological process: protein insertion into ER membrane. The record is from RefSeq and is a predicted model, not a curated record. The coding region runs from base 98 to 1069 and encodes 323 amino acids. NCBI's taxonomy places the organism in Eukaryota, Metazoa, Chordata, Actinopteri, Syngnathiformes, Syngnathidae. The transcript has 9 exons. Gene Ontology annotation, molecular function: protein binding. Gene Ontology annotation, cellular component: cytosol; BAT3 complex.